Molecule: messenger RNA, 1365 nt
Organism: Schizosaccharomyces octosporus yFS286
Lineage: Eukaryota; Fungi; Ascomycota; Schizosaccharomycetes; Schizosaccharomycetales; Schizosaccharomycetaceae
Product: mRNP complex
Exons: 3
Coding region: 1-1365 (454 amino acids)
Biological process (GO): intracellular mRNA localization
Cellular component (GO): nuclear outer membrane-endoplasmic reticulum membrane network; endoplasmic reticulum; ribonucleoprotein complex
Molecular function (GO): mRNA binding
Source: RefSeq, a predicted model, not a curated record
AUGUCAUCAAACAAACCUGUUCGUCCUGAUGAAACAUCUCAUAAAAAUGCAUUAAAUGAAUUAGAUGCUAAAAUCAAUGAGGUUAAGAAGCAGUUCUCUGAACAAAAGGAAAAGCUCGGAGCAGUUCGCAGUGCUGGUUCCUUGCAAGAGAAGAACGCGGAACUUCGUUCUGAAUUAGAUCAAAUCCGCAACGCUCAAUCGUCCAUUCGUACUUCCAAGCAAGCCCUUAUUAACAAGGUGAAGGCUCAAGACGAGGCCCUAAAGAAGAAGAUAAGUGAUCUUAACGGGUUGAGAAAGACUGUUCCAUACAAGUCGGAAGCUGACCUUGAUCGUCACGUUCGUCAACUUCAAGCUGCCGUUGAUUCUGGUACUUUGAAGAUUGUUGACGAAAAGAAGUAUCUUAGAGAAAUCACUCAAUGCAAUCGCACUAGAAGAAGCUUCACUGAACUGAACACUCUUCAGGCUUCCGUUGAUACCAUGAAAAGUGAGCUCAACGAACUUCGCAACCAGCUUAAUGAUCCUGAGUCUAAAAAGUUGAGUGAAAAGUUUGUUGAGAUUCGCUCUCAACUGGACGAAGUUCGUCAAAAGCAAGACAGUUACUAUAAAGACCAACGUAAAAUGUUUAGCGAACGUGACGCCCAAAAAGCUACUUUAGAUGAGUUGUACAACCAACGCAGAGGAAUUCAAAAAGAAUUUGAUACCCAAUUACGUGCUUUCCGAACCUACGAGCGUGAACAACGAGCUAAGCGUCAGGAGCAAAUUCGGUUAGAACGCGAAGCCCGUGAGAAGGAAAAGAAGCAAGUUGUCGCUCAACGUAAACUUGAAGAAGCUAGUAUCCCUGCAUUCACCGAGGAAAUUCUUGCUUGUGAAAACUUGCUCAAGAUGUUCAAUGUUCCUGUUGAAUCUUCUCAACCAUCUGGUGAAAGUCCCAAGCAAACUUCUGGCAAUAACAUGCGUCCUCGUACCCUUGCCCCUCGUAACGUCGAUCCUAUUCCCGAGGGAACUGUUUUGAAGAAGGACAAAUCUGACGAUGAUGCUCUCUUUUCCGGUCUCAAGAAAUCCAAGCCCAAGAAAUCCAACAAAAAUAAUAGUAACAACCAUGCAGAUUCUGAUAGACUCAAUCUUUCAUUGGGAACCAUUAAGGAAUUUGACUUCGUUGGUGUCGAAGCUCCUUUGACCAAGACUCAAGUUGAGUCUGCCAUUGAACAACUCAAGUCACGUAUUGCUGAAUUGAAAGGAAAGCAAGAUUCUGCUACUAAGGAACGCAUUGAGAAGGCUAAGAAGGAACUCGAAAAAAUUGAAGCUAGCUUCACUCCCAAACCCGAAUCAGAAGCUACCCCAGUCGUUGAACAAGAAGCUGCCUAA